Messenger RNA from Limulus polyphemus (Atlantic horseshoe crab), 936 nucleotides. RefSeq lists its product as uncharacterized. NCBI's taxonomy places the organism in Eukaryota, Metazoa, Arthropoda, Merostomata, Xiphosura, Limulidae. The record is from RefSeq and is a predicted model, not a curated record. The transcript has a single exon. Bases 27 to 542 code for a protein of 171 amino acids.
GCAAAAACAAGAAGAACAAAUCUCCCAUGGAUGAAAAUCGUGUUCCUUCCGAACAUAAGAAAAAUAACACCAAUAAAAAUAGCAAUUGCGCUUGUUAUGGAACAAAGACAUUAACGGAAAAAGACAUACGACACCUUGAACGUCACUUAUCCAUGAAGAAAACGAUUAGGAAACAAAUCAGUAGGAAUCUUGCUCAAGCUUUUGUGGAAGAUCCUAAUGCUAUUCAGUCCGACAAUCCAUCUAGUGGCUCGGCUGGUGCAAGCCAACAACCAGAGAAGUCUACGAAUCCCAGUUUCACUUUAACACGCGCAAAAGUCACGAAAUCUGAACAGAAUGUGCUUGACAUGUUAAGGGAAACCCGAGAUGACCCACAAUCUGGUCACUCUAACCCUUCGCUCUGCGAAGAACAACAGAGACACUCUAGACAUAAAGUAACUCCACCUGUGAAUGAAAGCCCCGCAGAAUCUAAGAAUAACGUCGCUUCAGGAGACAGAUUUUCCUUCUGGAAAAUGUUCUCUAUAUGGGGAAAAGGCAAGCACUGAAAUAUACAUUAGAAAACUUUUUAUUUUUUGUUAUUGUUUAGAUUGAAGAACUAUAAAAUGUUUUGAAAUAAUCUUUCUCCUGACCUUUAAAAGAGCUAAGUGUUUGUCACAAGAAUGUAUGUCUAUGCCUGAAAACAUUUUGGCGUGGACCUCUCAAGAAAACAUGAAACUAUGCUGUUUCUAUAUUUCAUUCAUUGUGAUGGAAAUUGCUCAGUGGCAAGCUUGAGGGCUUUUAUUACUAAAAAUCUAUUUUGGUUACCCUUGGUGGGCAUAUUAUAUACCUUUGUGCUUAAACACAAACAAACAAAACAGUCUUUUAAAAAUUCGUCAAGUGGUUCAAAUAUUUAUGCAUUUUAUAAAUUUUUGUUGGGUUUUCUCACUAGGUAGAGGUGAU